GAAGGACGCGGGGGCAAGAGGCUCUGGAGGGAAUGCUGAGAGCGGCAGGACGGCUCCAGAUCAGAGAGCGUCACAGCAAGAGGCAGUACGGAGUCACGGCCACGGGCACGCGUUUGGAAGCUGCACUGCCUAGGAAGGCUUCCUGGAGGAGAGGAGGUGGAGGAGCUGUGUCUGUCUGGAGCACUCGAGAGAGGAUGGCCACCAGAGACCCCGGGGCCUGAGUGGGGAAACGCUGGGCAGACUCUUCCCAUACAGGAUGGGUUGUGCUUCCCUGAGGCAGAGGCAAGGGGCUGGCCAGGCACUGAACGUAGCCACAGAGCCGAGAGUGGUGGAAGCCGAAUGCCCCGCUGACCGUCCCUCCCGCUCUGUGCCCGCAGGACGACGAGGACGACCGUGAGCUCGCGCCGCCGUGCGGGCGGGGCCAGGCCGGCGGCAGGACGGAGCCUGAUGCGUGCCCGGCGGCCCCAGGCCCAUGCCGCCCCCGGAGAAGAGCCGAGGCCCGGCGGCCCGGGCGCCCGCGAGCCGCGCUCGGGGCCGUCUGCCCGGACUGCCGUCGCCGGCGCUGUUCUGCGCCUGCGGCCUGUGCGUCCUGCUGGCGGGAGUGAACGUGACGCUGGUGGGCGCCUUCGCCUCCUUCCCGCCCCGGAGCAACGCGCCGCUCGUGGUGGGGCCGGCGCUGCUGGCGCUGGCGCUUGGCUGCUUCGCCGCCUGCUGCGCGUGUAGCCGCCGGGGCCCCGCGCCCGGUCCGCGCUCGGCUGCGGCCUGGGGCCCAGGCCGGGGCGGCGGCGGCGGGCCGGUGGCGCUGGAGAUGGAGAGCAGCGAGCGCACGGCGCAGGACACCACGGCCGUGCAGCUCAGCCCUGCCGCCUCGGCCGCGUCCUCGGGCCGCUCCAGCCCCGGCCCCUUCGCCCUGGACGCCCCCGCGCCCGCAGCCGUCUACGUGCCGCGCUCCGAAGGAGUCCAGCUCAACCUGCCCCGGGAGCGCGUCGCCCCCUAGCGGAGCCGGUGCCGGGCCCUGACUCCCCGUCCGGGCGCCCUCCGUUCGGUGCCACUUAAGAAAAAAGAGGAGUGGGAGAGAGGAAGGAAAAGAAAAGAGAAAAUGUUUCCAUAUGGGUCCGAUGCUGGGCACAGGUGGCCUCAUCUGUCCCACGUCUGGAACUUGUGGAAGGGAGAAUGUGACAGGGAGGAGGCACACUCACCAAAGGAGGGAGCAGUGCCUUGGCCCUUUAAAUGGGGUUGGCUGGGCCUUACUUUACCUCACUCCCCAGACUCGAUGAAAUGGGCCCCCCCCCGGACCUUCCAUCCCUCACACAACCACCGCCACCACCCAUGGCACGUGGGCACUGUGAACGGAGCCACUCUGAGAGGGUCGAACUCCCCAGCAAGGCCCCUGACCCCAGGGGUGGGGGGAAGCAGGGGCAGGGAGGAAUGUCAGCCUGGGCUGUCUCCUGUCCCUACACACUGUGAAAGGCCACCAGCUUCCCCUUCUGCUCCUCCCUGCCCUCCUUGUCUCUAUCCCCAACAUGAUCUUUUGGGAUUAAUGGGGGGAAGGGGUCCUGAUUUGAGCCAGGGUAGUCUCCUAAGAUAGAGCUGGGUUGAGCACCUCACUGACUGGUAGAGCAGGGGGAGCUGCAGGUGAAGCACAGACAGGGGUGAAUGGUGAGCGCGGUCCUCCAACCAGGAAGGCCUCACUCAGUGUGAUCUGCAGUGUGCCAUCCCGAUGUGCCUCACUCCUCAAUAA
This is a messenger RNA of Zalophus californianus (California sea lion), 1741 nucleotides long. RefSeq names its product transmembrane protein 275 (gene TMEM275). Lineage: Eukaryota; Metazoa; Chordata; Mammalia; Carnivora; Otariidae. The transcript is spliced from 2 exons. The record is from RefSeq and is a predicted model, not a curated record. Bases 473 to 997 code for a protein of 174 amino acids.